Dothidotthia symphoricarpi CBS 119687 is the source of this 442-nucleotide messenger RNA. RefSeq names its product L-rhamnose 1-epimeras-like protein. Lineage: Eukaryota; Fungi; Ascomycota; Dothideomycetes; Pleosporales; Dothidotthiaceae. The record is from RefSeq and is a predicted model, not a curated record. Bases 71 to 442 code for a protein of 123 amino acids. Gene Ontology annotation, molecular function: racemase and epimerase activity, acting on carbohydrates and derivatives. The transcript is spliced from 2 exons.
UCUACCAAACACCAAACACAUCCAACAAACACCCCUCUCACCCCACCCCCUCAACAAAACUCUCCCCAAUAUGUCCCCAUCCACAUACCAAGGCCCCCGCCGAAUAGGCCAAUGGCUCUACCUGCGCCCCACCUCCAUCGAAGAAUACAAAGCCUGCCACGCAGCAGUCUGGCCCGAAGUGCUCGAGCAAAUCAAAGACUCCAACGUCGCAGACUACUCCAUCUUCCUCUCCCUGCACCCUCGCCCAACGCUCUUCGCCUCGUUCAAAUACACCGGCACAGCUUUCGACGAGGACAUGGCGCGCAUGGCGGCGAACCCGAAAGUGCAGGCGUGGUGGCGCAUGACGGAUGGGAUGCAGGAGUCGCCUGUUGCGGGGGCGGAGGGGAGUGCUACGGGGCCGGGGUGGUGGGGGGUUACGGAGGAGGUUUUUUAUGUGGAGUGA